Kluyveromyces lactis is the source of this 981-nucleotide messenger RNA. RefSeq names its product Brr1p (gene BRR1). The record is from RefSeq and is a predicted model, not a curated record. The transcript has a single exon. Bases 1 to 981 code for a protein of 326 amino acids. Gene Ontology annotation, biological process: spliceosomal snRNP assembly. Lineage: Eukaryota; Fungi; Ascomycota; Saccharomycetes; Saccharomycetales; Saccharomycetaceae. Gene Ontology annotation, cellular component: small nuclear ribonucleoprotein complex.
AUGGUUGGUGUAGAUUCUAAUCAAGGUCCAUUGGAUCCUGUUUUCGGCCAACACAGUGCUUUUGCAUUAAAUGACGAGGGUGUUUCACCAAAUGUGAUCAGAUACCUUCUGGAUGUCAGGAAUGAAGCUCUAAGCAAUUCACCUCUGUAUAGUACUUCUAGAACCGAACAGAAUAGCCACAAUGUAGUGGAAACAGGUCUUGUGGCGGAUACCAGUGAUCUACUGAAUGCUAGAAGUAUAUUAGAAGAUUCCGAAGCUAUUAAUGAAUGGAUUAAUGAAAUUAGAAAAGAAAUGGAACCACUGGAAGAAUCGCCAUCGGAUUCUAUAUAUACAGAUGAUAUGUUAGAUCUAUUGGUCUCUGAAAUCAAGAAAUACUUGGAUCAACACCCCGAAGAAAUAAAUGACCCAGUGAGAAGAGUUACUAGGUCAGUCCUACCAAUCGCUAACCCAGAAUACGAUAUCAGUACGGAAACUGUUCAAUCGAUGGUUGCGAAGCUAAGGAAUAAAAGAUUCAGUGACGUUUCCUUUUUAAAAAGGUACAUAAACAGACCAAUGCCCAUCCCUACCAACUUCCGCCAAUGGUUUGGCCAUAUAAAACAUAACGAACCGACAAGGCAAUUCAUGCUUCGAUUGGAAUUCGAUGAUUUGAUGAAGAUAUUGGGAUUUAUGAUUCAAUGGAUCAAUUCCAUCACUAAGAACAAGCCGGAUUCAAAACAACUACAACAGUGGCUACUUUACAUAUGGAUUUUCAUGCCAAAUGAACUACUUUCCCCACAGAUUUCCCAACUCAGAGACUUGGGGAGGAAAUGCCAGCUAAGUCUCAUUGCAGCAUCAAACAGCAAAAUUACCAGUUUGACUAUGCCAACAGAAAUACGGGAUAUCCCGUUCCCGAAUCAGAGAGAUCAGUUGAACGCCAUAGAAAUAACUUUGGCAGUAAUUGCGCAUAGAUUUGGACAACGAGAUCUAUUAAGAACUGCCUAA